AUGGCCUGGGAUCACCUUUCCAUCACCAAGCCGCACUUGGUGUACAUCAUCCUCGGCGGCUUCACCACCCUUUUCAUGCUUUGCUCCACCAUUAUCAAGGAGCGCAUGUACAUCGGCGAGGCCACAGUCGCGACCAUCUGUGGUAUCAUCUUCGGUCCUCACGCAGCGAACCUGAUCGACCCAAAAAGCUGGGGCAAUGUCGACCUCGUCACCAUCGAAUUCUCCCGCAUCGUCCUCGUCGUUCAAUGUUUCGCCGUUGGCGUCGAAUUGCCCAAGUUUUACAUGGAGAAGCACUGGAGGUCCGUCACUCUGCUGCUGAUCCCCGUCAUGACCUUCGGCUGGCUCAUUGUGAGCUUGUUCAUCUGGUGGAUGAUCGAACCUCUGAACUGGCUCGAGAGUCUGGUCGUCGCGGCUUGCGUCACUGCCACUGACCCUGUUUUGGCUUCCUCCGUUGUCGGCAAGGGCAAGUUUGCCAAGCGCGUCCCCAAGCACUUGCGAGACGUCCUUUCUGCCGAGUCGGGGUGCAACGACGGCAUGGCCUUCCCUUUCGUCUAUCUCGGGAUCUACCUCAUCCAGGAGCACAUGGAUGCCAAGAAGACCGUUUACCACUGGGUCGUCUACACCAUUCUCUACGAAUGCAUUUUCGGCGCAAUCUUCGGUUUCCUCGUCGGCUACAUCGCGCGCCACGGCAUCAAGUAUGCCGAAAAACAUGACCUCAUCGACCGUGAGAGCUUUCUCGUCUUCUACUUCGUCCUUGCACUCUUUUGUGCUGGCGCCGGCAGCCUGCUCGGGCUGGACGAUUUGCUGGUCGGUUUCGCAGCCGGUGUCGGCUUCUCAAAUGACGGUUGGUUCUCCAACAAAACGGAAGAAUCCCACGUUUCCAACGUCAUCGACUUGCUUAUCAACCUGGCCUAUUUUGUCUUCCUCGGGACUAUUAUCCCCUGGGAGCAGUACAACAACGUCGCCGAGGGUCUCACUCCCUGGCGCUUGGUUGUGAUUGCCAUUUUUGUCAUCCUGUUCCGCCGCAUUCCCGCCAUGCUGAUGUUGAAGCCAUUCAUACCGGACAUCAAGACAUGGCGCGAGGCCGUCUUCGCCGGUCACUUCGGUCCCAUCGGUGUAGGCGCCAUCUUCGUUGCGAUUCUCGCCCGCGCCGAGCUGCAGUGGGAAACGGUGGUGCCGCUCUCAGAUACACCGCCGGAUGAGAUUGAGCAUCGAACCCUUGUCGCAGUCAUCUGGCCAAUUGUGACCUUCCUGGUCAUCUCGUCCAUCAUUGUCCACGGUUCUUCAGUCGCCGUUUUUACCCUCGGAAAGCGCAUCAACACCUUGACAAUCACCAUGUCCUACACCACCGCACCCGAAGAUGGACCUACCUGGAUGAACCGCCUGCCAAGAAUCUCAUCGCAGUCCCGAUCGCAAGCCCGCACCAUGUCUGACACUGACGGAGAAGAUCUAAAGAUGCCCGACUUCCCUCCUGGCACUUUGCCUCCCGUGGGCUUUCCCGGCGCAUUUUUGCGUCGUCAGAAAGACGAGGAAGGAUCGAAGCACAGGGGACGAUCGACGUCUCGGAGCCGCCGCAAGAGCAGAAAGUGGGAAGAUGGCCUUGGGCCUGGCGGACCUGUUUCUCAGUCUGCUAUUUUCCCUGCCAGGCGCGAACCACUGCUCAACGAGAAGGACCCCUCGUCACCCGAAAACGAGAAUGCCCCGACGCCCCACAGACGUGACUCCGAGAGAGGCCGCGAAAGAGAUCCCGAGAAAGACGACGAGAUCACUCCAUCUCCCGAGGAUAGCUCCAGCAGGACCCAGACGCCGCCCAAGAUCCAGAUUUAUGAGGAGGGAGACAAUCUGGUUGUUGAGAAUGAGGAUGGUGAUGUCUUGACAGUAGAGCGAUCUGAAGACAGGCCAUCAGGCAAUGAUGGCAAGCCGGUUCAAACGGACCUGGCCGCUGUGGCCGCCAAGGCAAGCCAGGGCGAAAAGUUCAACUGGACCCUGGAUUCGUUCAAGCGCAAGGUGGAGGACGUCUACACUCAAGAGGUGGAAAAGCGCAAGGAGAAGAGCAAAUCUGAACGAAGACACGAGCCCGCCCGCGCAUUCCAGUUUGGUAACACUGUCAUUGUUGAAGAUGAAGACGGCGAAGUUAUCAAGACAUACGAAUUGCCGUCUACCAAGACCGGGAAAGAGAUUGGAGGUAUAACACAGCAAAGUCUCAAGUAUCUUGGCAUGGGCGGUUUAUUGAAGGCCUCCGAAAAGGCAGCCGCCGAGGCUGCUACUCAAGGCGAGUCGAGUACGGCCGCUGCCGCCAAGCCGUCCGCGAAGUCUGGAUGGCAAGGCAUCUUCAGAGGUGGCGACAGCGAGAAGCCGAAGAAGAAAGUGGUAGAGGAGCAGAAGGAGGACGACAGACACAUCAGAUUCACAAUUGGCGGUGUGGGCCAACGCAUGACGAAGGAGGACUUUAUCCGAGAAGUGCAGAAGCUCGAUGCCAAGACCCGCCGCGAGGUUGUGGAUCAGUCGUCUGCAUCUCAGCGCGUGAAGUCGAUUGCGAAGGGCGACGUGCCGUCGCCGGCGGACAUCCCAACCAUCAAGAUCGGCAGCGCCUCAUUAGAGAAACAGUCCCGGUCGCCAAAGCGCGGGGACACCGGUCCAGCUCAGGCGCCAGUACGCGGAUCACAAGACGUCGAUGAGGAAGAGACGGCCGUCGAGAGACAGCGUAGGUUAGCUGUCCUGGCGGAUCAGGAAGACGAAGACACGGGCGAGACGCCCGCCGAGCGCCGUCGUAGAGAGGCCGCGCUAGGCUCGGGUGGGGGAGACGACUCCGACGACGAAGGCGGAGAGAGAGUUCCUCCCGCGAAGAGAGGAAUCCGGUUCGCGGACAACGCGGUAGAGCGAGGAAGGAAGUGA
Messenger RNA from Colletotrichum karsti, 2895 nucleotides. RefSeq names its product na(+) h(+) antiporter. Lineage: Eukaryota; Fungi; Ascomycota; Sordariomycetes; Glomerellales; Glomerellaceae. The record is from RefSeq and is a predicted model, not a curated record. Gene Ontology annotation, molecular function: sodium:proton antiporter activity. Gene Ontology annotation, cellular component: plasma membrane. The coding region runs from base 1 to 2895 and encodes 964 amino acids. Gene Ontology annotation, biological process: proton export across plasma membrane; intracellular potassium ion homeostasis; regulation of membrane potential. The transcript has 2 exons.